Molecule: messenger RNA, 477 nt
Organism: Penicillium antarcticum
Lineage: Eukaryota; Fungi; Ascomycota; Eurotiomycetes; Eurotiales; Aspergillaceae
Exons: 3
Coding region: 1-477 (158 amino acids)
Source: RefSeq, a predicted model, not a curated record
AUGCCCUCCAAUUUCGCCGCAAUAACCUUCCUGCUUGCCCUCAUCAACCUCACAUCCGCCGCGCACGCCGGUUUCCACGUCCAGUUCCCAUGGAUGACCCGCGGUCCAAAUGCCAGGACCCGGCCAGAGAUAGAUUGUUUCCUCUCGUUCUCCGGCCAUCCUGGGGACCUUGUGACGGCCCUCUACACCCGAAAUAGAGUGCCAAGGAAGAGAGAUGACUUUCCCUACAUUAUCCUGCAGGACGUGCCCAUCCAGCCUUCGGGGCAGCUGUGUGUGAAUGUCACGAUACCAUUUCAGACCGAGGUCGACGAGAUGGGAGUCAUAUACUUCGAGGCGAGGGAUCCAAAGACGCGGAAUGUGGAGCACUAUUGCUCCGACGUCAAGAUGGCUGACAUGAAGGCUCUUCCGGAGGAUCAUCCGGCUAUGUGUGCGGCUAACAACGAGACACUUAUCCCGAUGCCAGAUGAGUACCUGUAG